This is a messenger RNA of Ostreococcus lucimarinus CCE9901, 2052 nucleotides long. RefSeq lists its product with no specific name. The annotation marks the transcript as partial. The transcript has a single exon. NCBI's taxonomy places the organism in Eukaryota, Viridiplantae, Chlorophyta, Mamiellophyceae, Mamiellales, Bathycoccaceae. Gene Ontology annotation, molecular function: protein binding. The record is from RefSeq and is a predicted model, not a curated record.
GUGCGCGCGGAGCGCGACGCGCGCGCGCGCGCGUCGAACGCGGCGCGCGGGGAGGCGCAAUCGCGCGAUGAAGACGCGCGCGCGUCGACGUCGGCGGAUGCCGAAGCGGCGCGGGCGGCGUCGCUGCGCCCGGCGACGCGGGCGAACGUUCGACGGGAGAUCAUGACGAUGAACGACGGCACCGAACGCGAGAUCACGGUGGACGCGCGGUUUAAGUGCGCGAAGUGCGCGCGCGGGAGCUCGUGCUUCGCCGUGCACCGAGCGACGAGCGCGGUGAGCGGGAUGCGAGCGAAACGGCGGUAUAACGAACGGAAAAAGGCGAAAAAGACGAAGAGUAAAUACGCGUCGGACGUCGAGGGCGGCGGGCGAGGGUCGAGGGCGCGCGCGGACGCGGAUCCGGUCGGGGCGACGCUGGCGCUGAUACGAGACGGACACAGGCCGACGGCGAAGACGUUUACGGCGGUGAUUAGCACGCUAGGCGCGAUGGGACGCGCGAAAGAGGCUUUGGACGAUGUGUUGCCGAUGAUCGAGGAGUAUGGCGAUGACGUCGAUGUGGCGGUGUGGAACGCCGUGGCGCACGCGUUUUGCGCCGGCGGAGACCCGGCGGGGGCGGAGAAAAUCGUGGAUAGAAUGGUCGGCGAAGACGGCGUGGGCGUGAACGGGGCGACGCAUCCGGAGAUCAUAUACACGUACGCGAAGCGUGGAGAGGCAAAUAGAGUGUAUAGGUUGAUCAGACGAAUGUCGAGCGAGCAUGGAAUAAUCCCAGACGAACGCGCGUAUAACGCGUUUUUGCGAGGCUUGUGCGAGCGGGACGAUCUCGAGGACGCCGAGGAAGUGCUCAGACGAUGGAACAACGAAAAGUUCGACUUGGAGCGACAGAGUGACCGCGGUGGGCGAGUGUCGAAGCCGAGCGCGGCGUCAUACGGGUUACUCAUCGACGCGUGGACGCGUCGCGGAAACAUGCUCGCCGCGCGCAAGCUUUUACAACAGAUGCAAUGGGAGCGCAUCGCGCCCUCACUGCCGCUGUUUAACAUGCUCAUAGACGGAUACCUCAAGCAAGAAAACAUGCGCGCUGCGGAAGGGCUGUUUCGCGAGCUCGAAUCGAGUGGAACGUGGGAUAUGGAGUCGUUGGGGAUCAAACCAGACAACGUGACGUACACGUUGUUUUUAGAUUAUUGGGCGAAUCAAGGCCAAGUCGACGCGUGCGAGCGAAUCUUCAAUCGCAUGCAUCGCAAGGAAGUCGCGCCAGACGUCACAGCUUACGGGACGUUGGUAAAGGCGUACGCGCGCGCGCGCGAUUCCGACGGCGCUGAGGCGGUUUUGGAUCGACUCGCCGAGGCAAAGGUGGCUCCGUCGGUGGCUAUUUACAGCGCCGUCGUCGCCGCACAUUGUACGAUUGGUAACAUGUCGCGCGCGCGCGACGUACUCGAGCGCAUGUUCGACGCGGGCUUGCGCCCGAACGAGCGUACGUUCGCUCAUUUCGCGUGGGGAUACGGCCAACUGGAAGACAUCAACGGUAUUGCCGAGGUGGCGAAGUUAAUGCUCGCGAGCGGGCUCAAACUCAAGGGUGCGAACCGCACCGCCAUCGUGCGCGCGUGCGAAGAGUGCGGAAUGAGCAUGAGCGCCGUACAAGCGCUGCUGGAUCGAAUCAAUCCCGAAAUGACGCAGCGCAAGGGCGUGUGGAAACGAGACGGCGGCGAGCCGAAACCCAAAUCCAAUCGAGCCGCCGCCGCCGCCGCCGACGAGGACCUCGAACCGUCAACGCUCGAACCGACGAAGACGAAAGAAAUCUACGGAGGUCCGGAGUCCACCGCGCGUCGGGUGUCGCUUUCCCAGCGUGUAGAGUCCCUCGACGAAGACGACGACGACGGCGAUACGGGCGCCGUGGACGCGCCGCCGGCGAGCUCGGAUUGGCCUCGCAAAGUCUCCACUCGCGCCGUCGCCAUCGCGCACCGCGCGUCCUCGCGCGCGCGCCCUAUCCGUCGCACAUUUACACGAACGAACGCGCGCGCGUUCGCGAUCACGCGAGCCCUCGGCGCUGCUUCGAUGUAA